GAUCCCGGAUUUGAGGCCGCAUCUCGAGCUGUCCAAGUCUCUGAGAACGGAUUCAACCAACCCCAAUCAGGCACCGAGUGGGCCGAAGUGCCGAAGCGUAAAACCGACGUAACCAAGCAAGUCGAACCGGGCUGGUUCUACCAAAACGCUGAGGGCUGGGGGUCAGACGCAAGCCGGUUCAAGGAGUACCAUAGUGAAGGCGGUAAGAUCAUCAAUCUCGAAGACGAGGACGAUGACGAUGACGACGAUGACGAUGACGAUGAGAAUGAGAAUGAGGAUGAGGACGAGGAAACGGAUUGGGGGCAGGGCCCAACAGAACGGUGGAUGGAGAACUUUGCUCCAAAUAAGUUCGCAGACAGAGAUUAUGUUGGCUCAAACGAGCCAGAUGAUCCCGAAGUGUGUGUGAGGAAUUCCGAUGAAGACAUAAUGACUUUCGGUAAUAGAGCUCGAAUUUCUCCUCGCAGUAGCCUCGAGCAUGACAAAAAGACCUGGAGAACAGUAUCGUAUAGAUCCACAUCCACGAGAAAAGCGUUGGAUAUCACGAAAGCUUGAAUCUCACGCUAUCAAUCGCCGGGAUGACGACGACUUAGAGACAAUAUAUUUUGUACGAUACGCUACCAGGAGACUUGUCAGACUGCUGCUGCGAAACAAUGUACCAGCCCAUGAGGGUAAUACGUGGACGUCCUUUGAAGAUAUAUCAGAAAGCGAUUUCACUGAUGAUGAAACGCCGAAUUGGAAGAAUGUUCUGCGAAGAUUUACCGUCAACGCAAAGUACGAUGCUAACCGAACACAUUACCAAAACGGGUCAAUUGGCUUUAGAUUUGUUGGCGAAUUUUGCCGUUUUUGUGAAGCCCAUGAUAUCGAUAUCAUUAAAUUGAAGGCCGAGGAUAUUGAUUUGGUACGCGAGAGGGUAGAAGAAUGUCUUUAUGAUUGGCCCAAUAACUUUCAUCGCGAUCAGUUAACAGCAAACUUCGAAUUUAAACUCGCCCAGAGCUGCGAGGAUAGAAGAUCGUUAGAUAAAACUGCACUCGCCACAACAAUAGAUCCAUUGCAUGUCCCGAUAAAGGGCUUAAAUCCGAAUUACACAGCGUGGUCGGUCGUGGAAGAUGUUUCGGUAAAUGGAAACGGUAUGGUACCUGGCCGUUAUCUUAUACCUACGUUCAACCAAAGCAAAAGGCCAAUGAGAGACUAUCACUGGUUUGGUGCGGAGGUAAUUAGCCCUCCGAUGUCCCUUCAUGAUAAAGAGGCGUUUGAAGCCAUUCGAAAGGCUUGCACUGCAAUUCGUGGAAGCCUGCGUUGUCACAAGCCUAUGGAGAGCUCAACAGGACUUCACGUGCACCUGGGCCAUAAGCAUGGAUGGAACUUAUUACAGAUCAAGAGAUUUGUCACGCUCUGGGCGCUAGCGGAGCCGAUUCUUAUACAUCUUCAUAGGAAGGACCGGGGCUCAGCUCGGAUGGCGAAGUGGUGUGGUAAAAUAUCCGAGGGCACAUGUCUCGGACAGGCUCUCUCCCAUCGCGAUCCGAAUAUUCGUUAUAGGCAGAGUGGUUGUUUACCACGCUCUACCCCAGCUGAGAGAGAUCGUAGUAAAGCAAGCAUGGCCGAACACUUUGAUAUUUCGACCGUCGAAAAAAGCAUAAGAGAAUUCAUUUCCAACGUGUGGCAUUAUACGUCAAUUAGCGAUUUGACGGAUGCUUUAGCCGGCGGUGAAGAUGAUGAGAACGACUAUAUCAGACCGGCUAUUCGAAUACGCAUACGAGGUGAUAAGAAGUCGGACGAACCGAAUGAGAACAACCCCGCGACGAUAGAAGUUCGAACGAUGCACGGAACGCUCGACGCUGACCACAUACUCCAAUGGGUUAUCGUCUUGGAAAAACUUCUGGCGCUUUCGCGCAACGCUCCGAAUGCAUUAAUUAAUGGCACAGUAAAGCUCAUGAUGGGUGCGUUAAAUCGCACCAAUGAUAAAGUACAUCAAUUACUACUCGGACUUCAACUUCCUCCAAGAACAGUACACUACUUCAUGAGCGAGGUUAAUAGAACUGGGAAUGCUGCCCUUGGUGAGGACUGGUGGGUAUAUCCAGAUCGGGAUGUAGUUGAUUGGCUUGAUCCGUUCAUGGCUCCUGGGCACAAAUCAACGCAUGGACAAAAGUAUGACAUUGUUUAGAAUAUAUUAUGUUGGGAUAUCGUGGCUGGAAUGAAGGUUGUAAGUUGUAAGUUGGGGUGAAAUAGGUACCUAGGUAUUGAAGGUGACGGAUGAAAAUUAUUAUGUAAGGUAAAUACUACCUAUCAACCUUAAACCUUAAACGUCAUAGACCCUUUCUCUUUCAAGCCACAUCUCUAGCCACAAUUGCCACAACUACCAAAGAAGCAGCUGGACCCGUAAGUGAUCUAACCUAACUAG
This is a messenger RNA of Daldinia decipiens, 2398 nucleotides long. RefSeq lists its product as uncharacterized. The transcript is spliced from 5 exons. Lineage: Eukaryota; Fungi; Ascomycota; Sordariomycetes; Xylariales; Hypoxylaceae. The coding region runs from base 476 to 2161 and encodes 561 amino acids. The record is from RefSeq and is a predicted model, not a curated record.